AUGAUCGUUUUCGUCCUAGCCUUUUUCCUCAUCGUUUACGAACAAACAGAGUGGACCGAUCAUUGCGCCAAUAUACUUCCACAUGACGCGGUCGUGCGUUCCCUACGCUCCAUUGUCAAAUUGAACUGGAAAGGCGCCGAGUCAGGUCAAAUCGGCGCAGUAAACGGUGUUCUUCCAAAAGGACAAUUCGACACCUCGAACAUGCAAUCCGAGGAGUUCUGGGUGGCUGUAAAUUACUGCCUUGGUUCCCUCCUGAUGCUCGAGGACAUGCCCGAGGAUGGAUUUGAACUGACAAGAGUCUGUUUUGAGCACGUUUACGAUGAGUUGGGAUUACAUUUUCAGACACCCGAAGCCUAUACCAAGGACAGGACCUAUAGAUCACUGGGCUACAUGCGGCCAUUGGCUUUUUGGAGUAUUCAUCAGGCUCUCAAGCUCAUUGGUCCUUAA
Messenger RNA from Dibothriocephalus latus, 447 nucleotides. The record is from the annotation of a GenBank genome assembly. Lineage: Eukaryota; Metazoa; Platyhelminthes; Cestoda; Diphyllobothriidea; Diphyllobothriidae.